Molecule: messenger RNA, 399 nt
Organism: Loa loa (African eye worm)
Lineage: Eukaryota; Metazoa; Nematoda; Chromadorea; Rhabditida; Onchocercidae
Exons: 3
Coding region: 1-399 (132 amino acids)
Source: RefSeq, a predicted model, not a curated record
AUGGAUCGAGAAGCUGGCUCCUUCUCCAGGUUUGAUAUUGAUAUUGGCAAACAACAACAUCUGUUUUUGAAUUCAUUAUCAAGGACACAAUAUAUCGUUGAACAAUCACAUAAAACUAUUCAGGAUAAUUCUAAAAUGCUUGAUAAUUAUUGUACUGAAGGUGAUUUGGAUGGUAUUUUAUCAAUGUAUGAUAAUGAUAUCGAAUUAAUUGAGCCACAAACACCAAUAUGUCGUGGAUUUGGUGCAUUAAAAAUAUAUUAUGAAACGAUGAAAAAGCUACGAUUAUUACCGCAAGAGCGUUGUAUCACCGAAUUGCAUACCUUAAGUCCAUUUAUUGUCCUGGAACGUGGCAAGUAUAAAAUACAAAAAAGUAAGAAGAGUUUUACGGAAGGAAGGUAA